Dendronephthya gigantea is the source of this 978-nucleotide messenger RNA. Its product is annotated as G-protein-signaling modulator 2-like. The record is from RefSeq and is a predicted model, not a curated record. The transcript is spliced from 2 exons. Gene Ontology annotation, molecular function: protein binding. Bases 1 to 978 code for a protein of 325 amino acids. Lineage: Eukaryota; Metazoa; Cnidaria; Anthozoa; Malacalcyonacea; Nephtheidae.
AUGGAUUCGAAGUCUUCAAAAUCUGUCACUGCAAACAAUGAUCCCUUAGAAAGAGCAAACAUCAAUCUCAACUUAGGUGAAACCCAUUUUAGAUUAGCAGAGUAUAAAAAGGCUAUUACCUAUUACAUUAAAUAUCAGGAAAUUUGUACUGAAAUUGGCAAUUUUCAAGGGUUAGCAACUGCCUGUGAGAAACUGGGUUCUGCCUGUUUAAACCUAGGACAGCCUGAAGAGGCUAUCGAGUAUUUUGCAACAAGCUUAGAAAUUUUCAUUCAAUUUGACAAUCACUCAGGAGUGGCAACUAACAAUGGCAAUUUAGGCACUGCCUAUCAUAGUUUAGGAGAGCAUGACAAAGCUAUUGACUAUUUCAAAAAAGGUUUGGAAAUCAGUGCUGCUAUUGGCGACAAGUCAGGAAUGGCAAAUAUUAAUGGCAAAUUGGGUAGUGUUUACCUUAGUUUAGGAGAAUAUAAAAAAGCUAUUGACUAUUUAAAAAAUGGUUUAGAAAUGAAUAUUGCCAUUGGCGAUAAGUCAGGAAUGGCCGAUAACAAUGGCAAUUUAGGCAGUGUUUAUUUUAGAUUAGGAGAAUACGUUAAAUCCGUUAGCUAUUUAAGACAAGGUUUAGAAUUGAGUACUGCUAUUGGUGAUAAGCCAGCAACUGUAAAUGGCGAUGUGGGCAAUGUUUACCUUAUGUUCGGAGAAUAUGAGAAAGCAAUUGACUAUUUUAAAAAGAGUUUAGAAAUGCGAACUGUUAUCGGCCAUAAAUCAGGAAUAGAAACUAACUAUGGCGAUUUAGGCUAUGCUUACCUUAGAUUAGGAGAUUAUGAGAAAGCUAUUGACUAUUUUAAAAAUAGUUUAGAAAUCCAAACUGCUAUCGGCCAUAAAUCAGGAAUAGAAACUAACUAUGGCCAUUUGGGCAAUGCUUACUUUAGAUUGGGAGAAUAUGAGAAAGCCAUUAGCUAUUACAGAAAAGUUUGGGAAUGA